AGGUGUUUAUGAAGCGCUGGGGGCGGAGGAGGAGAAUUAGUCCGAGUGGAGCUAGCGAGCCGAGUGGUUGUGUGGUCGCGUCUCGGAAACCAGUAGCGCUUGCAGCAUGGCUGACCAACUGACUGAAGAGCAGAUUGCAGAAUUCAAAGAAGCUUUUUCACUAUUUGACAAGGAUGGUGAUGGAACUAUAACAACAAAGGAAUUGGGAACUGUGAUGAGGUCUCUUGGGCAGAAUCCCACAGAAGCAGAGUUACAGGACAUGAUCAAUGAAGUAGAUGCUGAUGGUAAUGGAACGAUUGACUUCCCUGAAUUUCUGACCAUGAUGGCAAGAAAAAUGAAAGACACAGACAGUGAAGAAGAAAUUAGAGAAGCAUUCCGUGUGUUUGACAAGGAUGGCAAUGGCUAUAUUAGUGCAGCAGAGCUUCGCCAUGUGAUGACAAACCUUGGAGAGAAGUUAACAGAUGAAGAGGUUGAUGAAAUGAUCAGGGCAGAAAUGUGUAUGGUCAAGGUAACUAUGAGAGUUUGUACAAAUGAUGACAGCAAAGUGAAGACGUUGUACAGAAUGUGUUAA
Molecule: messenger RNA, 571 nt
Organism: Microcebus murinus (gray mouse lemur)
Lineage: Eukaryota; Metazoa; Chordata; Mammalia; Primates; Cheirogaleidae
Gene: CALM2
Product: calmodulin 2
Cellular component (GO): myosin II complex
Molecular function (GO): calcium ion binding
Source: RefSeq, a predicted model, not a curated record